AUGAUCAUAACAACAGUUCACUCUUAUGUCGUAAUAACUGUAGAUUUUGUCUUAAAGAGCGACGACGACACUUGUUUGCCUAUCACAAUGCAAGCGACUUCCGUCAUAGUGUUUUCUAUCUGUUUAUGCUAUAUCGAGAGCUUUCCCGCAGACGCUAUGAUCGGUAUAGAGUUUCCUGGCACAGAAAGAAAUGAACGUGAUGCCGUAGAACCGAAAUUGAUCGGAGUACGCGAUUUUAAUGGUUUGUAA
Molecule: messenger RNA, 249 nt
Organism: Cylicostephanus goldi
Lineage: Eukaryota; Metazoa; Nematoda; Chromadorea; Rhabditida; Strongylidae
Source: the annotation of a GenBank genome assembly